AGACUCGGUCACGUGACUUACAGACUUUCAGUCAUUAUUUAGAAGACGUUUGAGUGCGCUGAUUGGAAAAAUGAGAGUUAAACUUUUAGCACUAGCGUUCGUUUGCCUUGUUAAAGAAACGGGAGCCGAGGAUGACUUGAAAACCAGAGUCGCCAUCCUAGAACAGGCCGUAGCCUCGCUCUUGGAUAAUGAUGCGCUGAGGUUGCAAACAAUCCGUAGUCAAGAAUACGCUCUUAAUACUCAGCAACUUAUGUUGACACAUCAAGCGAAAACAAUCGAGCAACUGAAGGAAACAAUUAAUGUUCAGGCAAAAACAAUUAAGAAAUUUCAGGCCCGCCUGGACAAUCCCGUCAGCAUAGCUGAGACGAAUUUUCCCAGCAAUUCUACAGGAAUUCACGACUACAUUAAGCAGAUUGUCCAAGGUAAACCCGUUGAACGAAGAACCGCACUGGUCAUGGAAAGUCCGAUUGCUUUCACAGCCGUCAAAACGAUACCUCAAAGUUCUAUUGGGAUCAACCAAAACAUCAAAUUUGAUAAAGUUAUUCUGAAUGAUGGCGGUGGUUUCCACGUACAGCACGGAAUUUUCAUUGCCCCUGUCAGCGGCUACUACCUAUUCUCUACGUCCAUAGCCCAUGAUGAUACACCUCUGUCUCUUCAUGCAGGUAUCAUGCACAACGGCAAUAUUAUCGCUAUCGCUCAAUCGACGCAUAACAUUUUUGACAAAGGAGCGCAAACUGUUGUUCUAAAAGUCUCUUCCGGGGACGAGAUUUGGAUACAAAAUCUAGAUUAUGAACAUGCUUCGGUUUAUGGUGAAUCAUAUUCUACUUUUACCGGUGUCCUGCUUUAUCAACUUUAACUGAAUGUAUCCAUCAAUGUACCUAACAUAUAUUGUGCAGUUCAUGCGUGUAAAAUUUGGUCUGAAUAUUGACAAAACCAAAUUUGUGCAGUGCUUGACAAAAAUCACAAAAUAUACUUAACAACUAUU
Dreissena polymorpha is the source of this 985-nucleotide messenger RNA. RefSeq names its product caprin-2-like. Gene Ontology annotation, molecular function: protein binding. The record is from RefSeq and is a predicted model, not a curated record. The transcript has 3 exons. NCBI's taxonomy places the organism in Eukaryota, Metazoa, Mollusca, Bivalvia, Myida, Dreissenidae. The coding region runs from base 71 to 856 and encodes 261 amino acids.